CGCAUUUAGUGAUAAAGCAAAACAGAAUCACCACAAAUUCUUAAAGAGAGAGAGAAGGAGUGAGACUGUGAGAGAGUGUUUAUGGUUUAUGCUGCGAAGAAGAAGAUGGAUAACGGAUUCGACGAUUCUGCUUCUUCCGCAGCCUACACCAACAGCGGAAGCAGCUCAACCAGCUCCAGAGACGCCUAUCUCAAACAAUUAAGCAGAAAUUCGCACAAAAUUUCAAAACCUAAUCGGAAGCCGCUCCCCCUCCCUCCGCCGGCGUCGCUCUCCGACGGAAUUUCGAUUCUCGACCCUAAUUCGACCAAUUCGCAGCCGCAAUCGCAGCAGCCUCCGGUCUACAACAUCAAUAAGAGCGAUUUCCGCGACGUCGUCCAGAGGCUCACCGGCUCGCCGUCGCACGAGCGGUUCGCGGCGCCUCCGGCGCCGCAAACCAGGCCGUCGAGCUCUCGCCUGCAGAGAAUCCGCCCCCCUCCCCUCUCUCAGAUCUUCAAUCGACCUCCUCCUAUUCUCCCCCAAACAGGAGGCGUUCAGCAGCCGUUCACCCCUCUCCCGCCGCUGCCGUCCGUACACCCCGCCGCGGAGUCGCCGGUCUCCGCCUACAUGCGGUUUCUCCAGUCCUCCGCCCCCGCCGCUUCGGCUUCCUACCUCUGGCCUACUCCACCGCGCCAUCCCGACGCCCUAAUUCCCCAAUCCGACGGACAGCGGGCGGCUCCGCCGACGGAAUCGUCGGUCUCUGCUUACAUGCGGUUUCUCACUGCCUCGCCGCAGUGGAACGCCGCCGCGCCGCAGCAAUUUCCGGCGUCUUUUGCUUCAAUGCCUCCGUUUCCGGCGAUGCCGCUUUCGCCGCUGGCGUUUGGGUGCAUUCCUUCUCCUAAGUCUCCCUACGGCGCGCUGUUCUCGCCGACCGGUCAAUUGGGGCUGCCGCAGCUGCCAUUGUCGCCGACUCCGCCCGUUUCGAGCCCUAGGUGGAAGGGGAUUCUCUAAAUGUAAGAUAAAAGGUAAGGGAUAUUGGGAUUCUACAGCUUCUUAUUGCUUAGGUUUUGAUGGUAGCAAUACUGUAUAUUUACAUGGUUUUGGGGUAUGAUUAUAGUAAGGAAUUGUUGUAUUUACAUUUGUUCUUUACAUGAACAGUGAAGAAGGCAAAGGAAGUUAAGGUGUCUUUGUCUUUCUCUGUUUGUAGAAUCUAUUGGACUCAAUGGGAAUUCACUUCCAAAAUUUCCCCUUUCCAUUU
This is a messenger RNA of Salvia splendens (bonfire salvia), 1234 nucleotides long. Its product is annotated as VQ motif-containing protein 9. The transcript has a single exon. Lineage: Eukaryota; Viridiplantae; Streptophyta; Magnoliopsida; Lamiales; Lamiaceae. Bases 82 to 987 code for a protein of 301 amino acids. The record is from RefSeq and is a predicted model, not a curated record.